UGCGGUCAUCACUGUCACACCAGUUGUUAGUUCGAACGUACUACUCAUCCAGCUCUUGUAAACCUCUACAAGAUCGGAACUUCCGGGGCAGGCUGGGCAUGGAUGCAUCCAUGGCGCCAACGAAGGGUGACGAGCAGCCCCCGUUACGCAUGCUCUUCUUCCCGUUCCUCCUCCCUGGCCACCUCAUCCCGAUGGCCGACAUGGCCGCGCUCUUCGCCGCCCGUGGCGUUAGGUGCACCAUUCUUACCACGCCCUUGCAAGCUUCGACCAUCCGCUCCAUCGUCGACCGUGCCAACACUUCCCUAGGGUCGGUGGAUGUCGUCGUUGUUCCUUUCCCAGACGUUGGGCUUCCCCCCAGCGCCGAGAGCGGGACUGGCCUGACAUCCAAGGACUACAACGACAGGUUCCUUCAAACGGCGGAGCUGCUCCGGGAGCCCUUCCGCCGCUUCCUGUCCGACCACCACGCCGAGAUCGACGCCGUCGUCUCUGACGGCAUCUUCCACUGGUCCGUGGACGAAGCAGCGGAGCAUGGCUUCCCGCGCAUCACGUUCCUCGGCACCAGCAUGUUCGCCCGUUCCUGCACUGAAGCCAUGCUCUGCAGCAACCCGUUCGAGGCGUGCUCCGACGACCCAGCCGCCGUCGUCUCCCUGCCAGGGCUGCCGCACCCGGUGGUUGAGCUGCGGGGGCAGCUGAUGGACCCUGUGAAGCGGUCACAUGAGUGGGCAUUGUUCCAGCUCAUCCACGCCGCGGAUCGGCGGAGCUACGGCGAGCUCUUCAACAGCUUCCACGAGCUGGAGCCGGCCUACGCCGAGCACUACCGCGCCACACUCCACCGCCGAGCCUGGCUUGUCGGCCCGGUUGCGCUCGCAAGCGGCAGCGGGAAGGACGUGGCGUCAAGAGGCGCCAUUGCUGGCACGCUCUCGCCGGAGGCCAUCGGGUGCCUGCGCUGGCUCGACAAGAAGCCGGCCAGCUCGGUGGUGUACGUCUCCUUCGGCACAAUGACCAGCUUCUCGCCGGAGCAGACGCGGGAGCUCGCCCGCGGCCUUGACCUCUCGGGCAAAAAUUUCCUGUGGGUCAUCACCAAUGGCAGUGCCGCUGCUGCAUCAGUGGAUAUAUGUAUGCCAGACGGGUUCCCAACUGCGCACCGUGGGUACGUCGUCCAUGGCUGGGCGCCGCAGGUGCUCAUCUUGAACCACCCCGCCGUUGGUGGUUUCAUGACGCACUGCGGGUGGAACUCCACGCUGGAGGCCGUGAGCGCCGGCGUGCCGAUGGUGACGUGGCCGCGGUACGCCGACCAGUUCCACAACGAGAAGCUCGUCGUGGAGGUACUCGGGGUGGGCGUCAGUGUUGGUGCCGAGGACUACGCAACAUGGAUGGAGACCCACCGGGUCAUCACCGGCCAGGUGAUCGCCGAAUCCAUCAGGAAAGUGAUGAAGGAGGAGGGCAACGGCGACAUGAUACGAAAGAGAGCUGAGGAGCUCCGCGCAAAGGCGAGGGCCGCGGUGGAGAAAGGCGGGUCGUCGUACGACGAUGUUGGGCAGCUCAUGGAGGAGUUGAUCGCCCGCCGGUGCUCCGGACGUAAGGCGGGUGGAUAAUUGUGUGAUCCGGCCUCAGCGUGCUUCCCGUUUUGCACUGUACCGACUACCGUGUACCUUACUCCACCACAUACAUUUCUGCUUUCCUACCCUGCCGUGGCGGCCCUGAAUCUCUGCCUCUGGCUGGCUCUGUUGGCCUGGCCGGGGGGCUGCGGCACGCCGUCUCGCUCGGCAGCAGUGCGUGCAUGCGUGCGUGCGUUUCCGCGCGAGAAAGAGAGAGGUGUAUGCGUCUCAAACCGGAACAUGGGUUCUUGAGGAGAAUGGAUGGAAUGGAGAAGUUAUGCUCACUAAUUAUCAGUCA
This is a messenger RNA of Triticum urartu, 1896 nucleotides long. RefSeq names its product putative UDP-glucosyl transferase 73B6. Gene Ontology annotation, molecular function: UDP-glucosyltransferase activity. Lineage: Eukaryota; Viridiplantae; Streptophyta; Magnoliopsida; Poales; Poaceae. The record is from RefSeq and is a predicted model, not a curated record.